This is a messenger RNA of Podarcis muralis (Common wall lizard), 3424 nucleotides long. It is a transcript of the gene NSUN7, whose product is annotated as NOP2/Sun RNA methyltransferase family member 7. Gene Ontology annotation, molecular function: methyltransferase activity. The record is from RefSeq and is a predicted model, not a curated record. NCBI's taxonomy places the organism in Eukaryota, Metazoa, Chordata, Lepidosauria, Squamata, Lacertidae.
ACGUGGGCGGGGCGAGGCGACGCCCGAGCCCCUCCCCUCCUGGAGGGGGAGAUUGGGAGGCGGCGUCUGGCGCGAGAGCAGCAGCGUCGGGCGCGUCGCUGGUCAAGCAGGAUCAAUCCCCCCCCACCCUCGCGUCGGCCAGGGGUGGGGAUGCGCGAGGCCGCCCGGGAGAGUCGAGCGGCGGCGGGCGGGUGAGGAGGACCGAGGGAAGAAGCGGGAGAGAGCGAGCGAGCUUUCCCGCCUAGGAGCAUCCCUGAAGGGCGUCGAGGGCUGCGCUGCUGAUCAGAAGAGUACAGAGGUCUCACCAGGGAAAGCACCGCCACGAAAAUAAAGCACUCCAGUCAUUUCUUAACAGCGGGGAUCUUCGGAGUCUGACUUGCCACCCUUCUAUAUACUGAUACAUCAAUACCGAAACAAUGCCGGUUCUCAGAAGUAGCUUGGGGCAUUCAAAUGUUAAUAUUGCAAGUGACACUUCGAGUCUCCACGAGAUGAAUUUUUCAAAUGGAGAAGUAAUUUCUGAAAAAAGCUCAACAAGCCUGUUUGAGAAAAAUGGCUACCAGGACUCCGUUUACCUAAACGCUGCCAACAUCUUUCAGGGCAUUCAUAAUGAAAAGCCUCAAGAUAAAAUAUUGGUAAAAUAUGGACAUGGGCCACUACCUUCUCUUCCUGAUUUCAAAGAUGAACAAUUCCAGCGUUUGUCCUAUGAACUGGCUUUUAGUGCUCUAAAAUAUCAAGAUGUUCUUGAAACUAUAUUGCUAGACAGUGGCAUUUAUCCAAUGCAGUCAAUAUCAGACCAAUUGACCAGUCUAGUUGUUGUGAUGCUGUAUGAUCUCCAAGAUCGGAAAUUUGAAGCUCGCGAAAACAUUGAUGAUGAAGAACAAAUAGCAGAAGUCCAGGAAGUUGAGCGUUAUCUUUGCAGCUUUAAGACAAAACUGGCCGCUGCGUUAGCAAGAUGUCGAAUCAAACACGAUGCUCUUUCUCUAGAACACAUUCUGCCAGAAACAAUAAGGAAACAAGAACAAAGGGCUUCCACGCUACCCUUGUAUGUGUGGGUCAAUUCACUUAAAAUAAGCCUUGAAGAUGUUCAUAGCACUUUACACAAGGAGGGAUUCACUAGAGUGGAAUCGGUCUCCAGUUUUGGUGGCUAUUCAUAUUGCCUAGAUAAGCACUGUGAAGACGUACUCAUUUUCCCUUCUACUCUUAAAGAAAAGCUUCUUACUCUGGAGCUGUUUUCUGAUUACAAGCUCUUAUUGCAGGAUAAAUCCAGGAGUCUUGCUGUCCAUUCGGCGAAGGCCUUGCUGAAUAUGGAUGAUGACAUCUUAAUAGCACACAUGGGUUCAUGGCUCACUGUGGCUCAUAUGUCGGUGCUGACAAAUCAGAUGACUUCCAAAGUGUUUGUAUGUGGAGUAAAGUCUUUGGCAAAGGAAGCUGAACUGAGGGACUUGUUUGCACAGAUGGAGUGUAAAAAUAUUGUGCUACUACGUGAAGAUUUUGCAAACAUUGAACCAACUGAUAAGCUGCAGAAAGUUAAAGUUAUUUUACUACUGCCUCGGUGUUCAGGCCUGGGGGUUAGCAACCCAAUAGAAUUCAUUCUAAAAGAACAUGAAGAUGCAGAAUUACUUAGAGAUCUCUCUCAGGGCUCUGUAGCAGAAGAUAAACUCAAUUCCCUUGCUCAACAGCAGCUGCAAGAAUUGUCACAUGCAAUGCAGUUUAGCAGAGUGCAAGCUAUUGUCUACUGCACCUGUUCAGUUUACCCAGAAGAAAAUGAAGUUGUGGUGAACAAAGCCCUGGCAUCUGGAGCAGAAGGACCCAAGGCUCAGCCUUACAAGCUUUGUCCGCCUGUUCUUCCAUUGUGUUGCAAAUCAGAAAUAAGCUUGUCUGCAGCAAACUUUUUCCGACUGGAGCCAUCAGAUAUUUCUAAUAGCUGUUUUAUAGCUGUUCUAUCCCGAGAGAGGGAUCCAUCGGAGACGGUGUCUGUGAAAGAUGUUUUAGCUCGUGCUGCGGCAAAAGGGUUAUUGGAAGGGAUUGAUUUAGCAAAGCCAGCUAAGAGAGAAGAGAAAAAGAAAAAGAAACCGAAAGUAACCCAGCCAAAGACACCUACUAAAGAGGCAGUGAUAAAGUCCAAAAUUCAGGAGUUCCUGGAUCGAGAAAUGAAACCCGGCAUGAUUGAGUCGGAUACUUCCGUCUCUAAUUUAGCUUCCAGUGCCUCUCAGAAAUCUGUGAACCAGACAAAUAGUUCCGUUCCCCUGAAGAAAACAGUCCAACCCCCCUCGAACUCGUCUCUGCCGAUGAUGUCCAAAAAUUCGCUUACUGCAGCUUCCAUGCAAAAGAUGUUUGAAAAGCAUCGAAACAUCAGAAAACCAAAGCUUGACGAUAGUGUGAUGGUCUUGAAACCUGUCGAAAUCGUCCUGCCUCCGGUAAUGGUGCCAUACUUCAACCCACAAGGAAACCGAUCCCAUAUUUCGACUAACCAUUAUUAUUAUAAUUGGGGUGGAACUCAUGGCACGCUUAGCCCUUCUACAUCCAAAAAGCUGAUCAAGACAAAAGAGCCCUCGCUUUCUUCUAGAGUCAAGCAUUCUCGUCCGUGGCUUUGAAGAUUGCCUUUUGUAACUCAGUUUUUAACCGUAAUUCUUUCAAAAUUUGAAACUUGUAUUCCUCUAAUGGUAAAAAAUGAAAACCCUUGGGCAUUCAGUAUUCAUCUGCAUAGGGACCAAACUGCUCUAGGCAGCAGUUAAGAUGUUCACAUGCCUUUUCCACAGCUAUUAUUAUGGUAGCAGAGGGGCUGUUCUGCAGAAAGGCUUUUAUUUCAAUGAACUUUGAAUGUCAAAAUGCUUAAAUUAAUAUACAGUAUCAGAUUAUGCAGACAGGGGUAAACCAGAGGUUUCAUGGGCAAUAGAUGAUCAGCUUAGAAUACAACAGACAGAUUCUGUCUAAGUAAAAACUUACAGGUACUGAAUUUUAGGGCUAGCCGUUACAAUUGUAAAGAAGAACAGGGCUUCUAAAAAGUAGAAGUGGAUUUCAGUUCUUAUUUUCUAGAUAUUUCAGUGUAAAGCCUUGGGAAUUAUGAAUACCUUACCUUGUAUCUUUUUCUAAAAUUGGUUCCAGUCUGCAGAGUGAUCUUUCAAGACUUCAUCCUGUUUAAUAAUCUGCUCAAAUCUUCUCUUCCAAAAGGACUGGGUUUUUUAUUUAAAAAAAGCAAAUUGUGACCAUUUUGGCUUUAAGAAUAGGACAUCGCAACCUCAAAGAAAAAGGACAAGAACAUUUCCGGGCUUUCUUUGUGAGGUAGCACAAUUACUGGAUGGUUUCAUGUUGCUGCGGCUAGACACUGAACUCUACUAGGACGUCAAUAUAAAUAUUUGGCUCAUUAGGCAGCAUAGUUAAAUGGAAACAAACCUAUUAAACAAUUGCUGAUUAAUGCCUUUCA